CCCACACCCCACAAUCACGGCAAUACUUUCUCCGGUGGGUUAACCAUACGUUGGCGUCGGCAGGGUUCAGGGUUACGAUUGAUAUCGCAUCGCUAUUGAUGGAAGUUACUGGUUCCAGAUGGCUCGAUUGGCCCCGGAGUUCUCUAGUGCAGGACGGGAUGGGAGGAUGCAUGGGAGCAGGCAUGCGAGCCAUGGAACUAUGGCAGUUAUGGCAGACAAGACAGGCAUGUGAGAGGAAUAAUCGGAACCUCAGGGUCAUAGCUCCUGCGUGUUGUUGCUCAUAAGUGCAGAGCUCUCCUUCAAUACUAUUCUGCCAUUGCAAGAGCGCAGCUCUAUCAGCUUGAUCACAGAAUACAGCAACGAUGGCGCUCCCUCCCAAAGUUUACCAGUUUCUCGUGGGUGUGUUUGUGUCGUUAGGUUCUAUCACUUUCGGAUAUGAUUUGGGUGUUGUCGCGGAAGUCAUUGCCUCCGAAACCUACCAAAGCCGCUUCAAACCUACCGAUGCUCAAACCGGUGCAGUCGUCUCGCUGUUUACAGCAGGCGCGUUCUUCGGUGCCAUGUUCGCCGCUCCCUCUGCAGACUAUGUCGGUCGUCGCUGGACUAUCGUCAUCGGUAGUGUCGUUUUCAUCCUUGGCGGAAUUCUCCAAACUGCUGCCCAGAAUCUCUCCUUCCUUUGGGCGGGCCGCUUCUUCGCUGGUGUCGGUGUCGGCUUCCUUACCAUGAUCAUCCCUCUAUACCAAGCUGAGAUUUCGCAUCCCUCGAUCCGUGGCCGUAUCACCGCCCUUCAACAGUUCAUGCUGGGAAUCGGUGCGUUGAUUGCUAGCUGGGUCAGCUACGGAACAUUCAUUGGCAUCAAAAACGAAGGACAGUGGCGUAUCCCACUUGGUCUUCAACUCCUUCCAGCCAUUUUCCUCGGAGCACUUAUCUUCCUAUUCCCCGAGUCGCCGAGAUGGUUGAUUGAUAACGACCGUGGCGAGGAAGGUCUCCAGACAUUGGCAAGACUCCAUGCUAAGGGCGAUGUCAACGAUGUAUGGGUCCGUGCCGAGUUCGAUCAGAUCCAGGAGAACAUCAGCUUCGAACAUGAGCACGAAGCCAAGAGUUACGGCGAGCUCUUCCGUAACCGCUCAUGCUUCAGGCGUUUGUUGAUUGCACUUGCUCUACAAGCAAGUGUUCAGAUGACUGGUGUCUCUGCCAUCCAGUACUACUCUGUUACAAUCUACGGGCAGAUCGGAAUUUCUCCUGACGCUGCGCUUCGCUACCAGGCUAUCAACAGCGUAAUCGCCUUGAUUGCACAGGCCCUAUGCAUCCUACUUAUUGACCGUUUUGGACGUCGCUGGACGCUGAUUUAUGGUAACUUGGCAAACAUGGUGACGUUCAUUGUCGCUACUGCUCUUCUUGCAAACUUCCCUCCCGGAGAGACCACAAAUGUCGGAGCCUCAUGGGGAUUCAUUAUCGUGACCUGGGUGUACAACUUCUCCUUCUCGGCCACUUGCGGUCCCCUCUCCUGGAUCAUCCCCGCCGAGAUCUUCGACACCCGCACGCGCGCCAAGGGCGUCUCGCUCGCCACCAUGAUGUCAUUUGCCUUCAACACGAUGAUCGGGCAAGUCACUCCCAUUGCAAUGACGGCCAUCAAGUGGCGCUUUUACCUCGUCUUCGUCGUCUGUAACUUCACAAACGCCCUCUUCUUCUGGGCUAUCCUGCCUGAGACCAAGAAGAUUCCGCUUGAGGAGAUGAAUUAUCUCUUCACCAAUGCACCGAUAUUCGUCCCUGGCACCGAUAAGUCGCAGUACCAGGCCGAUUAUAACGCCGACUUGGAGUCAAGGGCGAGAGCGUUCGAGGCGAAGGGUGUGGCGGAGGCGGAGCGUGAUGAGGCUGCGGAGAAGAAGGCGUAGGCAGCGAGGAGAUGGUAUUAAUUACUAUGUAGCUCUGGCCUAUGGCGGGUUGGAUACGGUCCAAGAGCUGAUUCUCAGAUGUAACUCUCAUAUGCCAAGCUUCGAGCGCUAUAUUUAGUGAAUAGAGCAGCCACAGUAGUUAUAGGCCAACUACCAAAGACUAUGAACGUUUCAUAUAUAGCUUGGGAAUGUUCCAUUACUAG
Pseudogymnoascus verrucosus is the source of this 2095-nucleotide messenger RNA. RefSeq lists its product as uncharacterized. Gene Ontology annotation, cellular component: membrane. Gene Ontology annotation, biological process: transmembrane transport; carbohydrate transport. The transcript has 5 exons. The coding region runs from base 363 to 1892 and encodes 509 amino acids. Gene Ontology annotation, molecular function: carbohydrate:proton symporter activity. Lineage: Eukaryota; Fungi; Ascomycota; Leotiomycetes; Thelebolales; Thelebolaceae. The record is from RefSeq and is a predicted model, not a curated record.